AAACUUGGUAAAGGAUAGUAAACGAUGUGACCUCUUAUUGAUAAAUCUAUACAAAAGAAAAGAAAGGAAAGAUAAAAAAAGGGAACGCAAAGGAAAGAAGAGAUAGAGAGUCAAAGUAUCCAGAUCACCACCCCAGGUUCCAGCACUGUCUCAGGUCUGGUGACCUUGGGUGGUGGGUGCACCCGCAGCCAAGUUUUGUCACCUUUCAAAUUCAUCUUAACAGCUGAUUUACAUACUAGACCAAGCGAGGCAGGUAUUUCACGGACUCAUUUCCAUGAGAAACAAGGGAAAGGUGGAGCACGGGUCCUGCACGUGCGUUGAGGGGGAAUGGGGUCCACCAACCCCCUCUUCCAAUCGAGUCAGUGAUUGUGCUCCCCCCCACACACACUUUUACCUUUUCCUGUUCUUAUUUCUUGGGCCUUGGCUCCAUCAAGUGCUGGUUGCUUACCUCUCUUAUCAACCUUUUAACCCAAACACAUGGUUUCACUCAGUCCGCCUCUCCCACCUUUGAGGCUUAUCUAGGAAAUACAGAUUAUUUAAGUGAUACAAGUGGAGCCAUGUGCCCUUCGAUAAGUGCUGCGCUUCCUCGGGCAGCGGUCCUUCGACGAAUCACAAAGGCCACAACUUGUCAAAGUUUUCUGCGUCGAUGAAUGUUUGAGGCAUUAACUCCAGCCCCUUACUGCAAUGCUGGGCAUGCAAUGCUGGCAUGGGUGGCUGUCCUCGCACGGGGGGGUGCCGGUGAUGUCCCCAGGGGGGACAAGGACCAGGAGUGGCUCCCCGGGGCCCCACAGCAGGGUGGUGGCUCUGCGGGGUGACAGCACCCCUGGGCGCCGCAGCCGCAGAUUCCCACUGUCCCAUGUCACCCACCCCGGCCUGCUGCCACCCCCCACCUGCGAGCCAGGCCCUGGCCACAUCCUUUCCCUGCCCGCAAGCUGCAGGAGAGCAGACGUGGAGCACCAGGCCCUGCGUGCCACCGUCCCAUCAUGGGGACACGGCACCAGGACCGACCCAGGGCGCCCAGUGCAAGCACUGGGAUCCUCCUCCAUCACCCCACCGGCGAGCGCCGGCACCCGCAGCCCACCCUGCCUGUCCCCAGGGGACUCAUUCCCGAUGCCCACCGUGCCGGGGGCUAUUUUGGGGUGACAGCCAGUCCUGGGGGGAGCACCAGGUCCCAGCACGGGGUGGGGGGCCAGUGUCCCAGGCUUCACCCCUGUCCGUCAGCAACCAGCAACAAUAGCCCUCCCACAAACAGAAGCUGCAGCGUGAUAACCCAGCGAGUUCGAGGCAUCCGGAGAGGCAGGAAGGAGCCCAGCAGAAGGAAAUAUUAAAUACAGCAAUAUAAACACAGCAGCGAGAGCGAGCUCCGCCCUGGCGCGGCCCCGUUGUAAAGGGGCUGCCGUGGGGUGGGGUGCGCAGAGCGUCGGUGGGAUGGAGAAGAGCAGCUACGCCAUGGCCAAGUUUGGUUUGGAAGCCAAAGAGGCGCUACCCAAGCGGGACUGCGGGUUUUAUGUGAAGUACAUCUUCCUCUUCACCUCCCUCAUCCAAUUCCUCAUCAUCCUGGGGCUGGUGCUGUUCAUGGUGUACGGCAACGCGCAGGCGGGCACCGACACGCACCUCCGGCUGCUGGAGGAGCAGCUCCAGGACCGCUACAACAAGAUCAUCACCCUCAGCGGGAGGAACAUGAACCUGACCCGCAGCCUCAACGCCACCCUCAAGGAGAAGCAAAACUUGCAGGUCCUCGCCCAGAAGGUGCAGCGGGAGCUGGAUAAAUGCAACAGCACCCAGGGUCCCAACCCCAACGCCAAGGAGAUGAUGGAGUUCAUCUUCUACCAGAAGAUGAAGCUGGAAGAGUGUCACACGACCACGAGCUUCAUCAACACCAGCUGCAGGGCUGAGAAGAUGCUGCUGCGCAGCCAGUUGGACCAGACAGCCCUGGGCAAGAAGGAGCUGGAGGAAAACUGCCGCAAAGCGGGUGCCGCGCUCACCAAAGCCACCCAGGAGCAGGAGAGCUGCCAGCGGGACCUGGUGUCCACUCGGACCAUCUGCGAGUCCACCAAAACCAACCUGGAGCUGCUGAAGCACGAGUGUGGCUCCCUCAGGUCCGACCUGAGCUACUCCUUACAGCGCAUCAAGGAGAUGCUUGGCCCGUACAGCUGCAGCGCCGUGCACGAGCAGCUCAGCCGGUUGAUGCAGAGGACAGAGGGGCUCUUCCUCUGGCAGCAGGAACGGGAGACCAAGUACGUGGCGAAAAGCUUCUGUGACAUGAACCUGCUCCAGUGUGGCCUCGACUGCUCCAGGGAGAAGCAGGAGUUGGAGAAACGGCUGCAGGACGUCGAGAAACAGGUCAGGGGAGGGCAGGAGGAGAAGAAGAAGCUGCUGGGGGAGAAGGAGCAGCUUGGCAAGGAGCUGGAGGAGAAGAGCAAAGCCGCCGCGCAGGCGGGGUACUUCAAGGAGCAGCUCAACAUCUGCAUGGGCUCGAAGAUGGAUGCCUUCUUCGGCAUCACGGGCUCACGGGUGCCGGGGAGCAGCGGGCAGCUGGGACCCCUCACCAGCACGGGCUCCUACGUAGAUGCUCUGAGGAAUCAGGGCAUCUUCAGGAACAUGGGUAAAAUCAGCACAGAAGAGAUCCAGCGGAUGGUGCGGAGGAUCAUGGAGCAGUACACGUCCACCCUGCAGAACCCCAGCGGCUAACGGCCAAGCAGCGCACGGAAAACGGCAACGAGGACAAGCCCAGGAGGUGCUUCCCGCGGCACGGAUGGCAAACCCCGACCGGGAACGAGCGGCCGGCACCCCUGUCAUCCCCCCAACACCCCAGGGGGGGCCACCAACGCGGCGGGAGCCAGGGCCACCCACCCCUGUCCCCUUCCCUGAGCCCCCAUCCUUGUGUGCGUCCCCCCGUGCAUGUACCCGUAUGCUUGGAGAUGGGGCGGUUGGCAGCUGUAAAUAAAUACAGCCGGCCCUGAGCACCGACA
This is a messenger RNA of Tyto alba (common barn owl), 2972 nucleotides long. RefSeq names its product plasmalemma vesicle associated protein (gene PLVAP). The coding region runs from base 1429 to 2691 and encodes 420 amino acids. NCBI's taxonomy places the organism in Eukaryota, Metazoa, Chordata, Aves, Strigiformes, Tytonidae. Gene Ontology annotation, biological process: regulation of vascular permeability; positive regulation of cellular extravasation. Gene Ontology annotation, cellular component: caveola. The transcript has 6 exons. The record is from RefSeq and is a predicted model, not a curated record.